This is a messenger RNA of Thunnus maccoyii (southern bluefin tuna), 2768 nucleotides long. RefSeq names its product sentrin-specific protease 5-like. Lineage: Eukaryota; Metazoa; Chordata; Actinopteri; Scombriformes; Scombridae. Gene Ontology annotation, molecular function: deSUMOylase activity. Gene Ontology annotation, biological process: protein desumoylation. The transcript is spliced from 10 exons. Bases 541 to 2130 code for a protein of 529 amino acids. The record is from RefSeq and is a predicted model, not a curated record. Gene Ontology annotation, cellular component: nucleus.
GACGCAAUCCACACGCGACUACCAACGUGCAACGAUUUGUAUUCAUGACACCAAACGCGGUGCAGGUUGAGGGGUCAAACAGCUAAACACGCCGUGAAAUGAAUUGUUUAGUAGUUAAUUUUCUGAGCAUUAUCAAACAAGAGUUCACCCCGUGCCGAGGUUUCAGUGUGCCAGGCGAGACUAACGCAGAUGUUCACACUGUGCAUGACUCUACUGGGAAAGCCAUCAGAAGCAGAAACAAAUACAAGGACAGCUAGGUGGGGUAUGAAAAUCCAACACUAGUAUUCACCUUUUUCACUCAAGGUCUACUCUGAAGCAGUGUGUAGCAGCGGACCCAUCAACAGAAAGUUAAACCGGAGACAGAGACAGUGGACCAUGGCUUUGAAAUUGAGAGUCCCUCUGUUACAAAGAAGACACAAACAAAUCCAGAUUCAGCACUGUUGUAUGCGAGCUGUCUGACUCAGACCUGCUGAUUCAGCAGCGGAAAGGAUACUCAUAACUCCAUGUUCUCAUGUGACCCUCCAUUGUUUACUCAAAUCAAUGGUCAAUUUCUCCCAAAUGCACCGAACACAGAGCUACCGGAGUAAAGCAAAAUACCUAAAGAGAAGGAAGGCAUUCAUGUCUUCAGUCAAGGGAGUUUCUCAUCUCUCUAGGCGAGCCAAGAGACGCUUGUAUUGUAAAUUGCAGCUUUGGAUGUGGAGGAAGUGGAGAGAGAAAUGCCGUUUUGGGAUAGUAAGAGGCAAGAAACUAGCAAGUGGCAUCAGCUCCAGGUCCUGCCUCAAUUUAAAGACAGAAUCGCGGAAAAAUAAAAGGAAACUUCCAACCUACGGUACACCAAACCUAGAACAUUCACAAGUCAGAACAUCUGUUCUUGUAUCACCUCUGGGAUGUGAUACUGAAGAUUCAGUGCUUAGAAGACAGAAUUGCCUUGUGAAACCAUGUGAAUCUGUCAGUCUGUCAGAAACAUGCAUCGCCUCAAACCUGCUGCAGAACCCGGUUACGGACACAGAUGUUGCUGCAGAUGCCAUCAGUCAAACCACGCCAACAGCAAUGGCGCUGUCUCAAAGAACGGAAAUCUGUGUACAGUUUGGUAAAAUAGGCGACCUGUCAGAACUUUCUUAUACUGUCAAACCCCUGCGGAGCACAGACAGUGAUGCAUGUGGGGUAAUUACUCAUUUUAAGAAACCAAGGACAGUGAUACCAGCUGAAAUGCUUGAGAUUAAUGGCCCAGCAGGACAACACACUACCAUCUCUCAGGACCAGGCUACAAACAGGGAUCCUGAUAAGAAAAUCACCAGCAAAAAGACAGUGUCCCCUCAGACUGAUGCUGGCCUUAAAGCACUGACAAAAGACAUCCAUGAAUUUCUCGAUGACUUCUACAGAAUAUACGGAAGUUUCAUCCCUCUACAGAAGAGUGACGUGUUCAGACACCUGAAGAGGAAGUUUAACACUGAUUUCAAUGACAGGAAAAAUCUCGCCCUAUCAGAGGUUAACAAAUACCGAACUGCCAUGGUUCAGAAACCUAUUCCCUCCUUCCAAGUGGUCUACAAGAAACACACUCUGACACUGGAUGAUUUGUUGACACUGGCGGAUCAGAACUGGCUCAACGACCAGGUCAUGAACAUGUAUGGCGAAUUGAUUAUGGAAUCUGCCCAUCAUAAGGUCCAUUUUCUCAACAGCUUCUUCCACCGGCAGCUCAUGACCAAAGGAUAUGAUGGCGUUAAGAGAUGGACAAAGCAGGUUGAUUUGUUUUCAAAGAGCCUGCUUUUGGUGCCCAUCCACCUGGAGGUUCACUGGUGUCUGGUGACUGCUGACAUUGUCAAAAAGAAGAUCUGCCUUUACGACUCUCAAGGGAAUGCGCUCCAGAAGGUUGCAAGGAACAUCUUGAAAUACUUGAUGACAGAAGCAAAAGAGAAGCAGCAAACAGCAUUUGAAAAUGGUUGGACAGUGUCGUUCGAUGAGAAAAUCCCACAACAGACCAAUGAAAAUGACUGUGGAGUUUUUGUCUUGGAGUAUUCCAGAUGCCUUGCCCUGGCACAACCACUCCAGUUUUCACAGAAAGACAUACCAAAGAUACGUAAGAGGAUCUACAAGGAGCUCUGUGAUUGUAAACUCCAUGAACAGGGCUGAGGAGUAUCUUGCAGUUACAUGUACAAUAUGUAUUGCUGAUAAUAUGUGCUGCUUCCCAUUAGGGUAUGAAAUCAUCAUUCAACACUUGUCUGUUUAAGGCUCCAUUGCUGUUCUGUAGCACUGUGAGUGCAUAUGGAUGAUCCCAGUCAGUCUUGUAGCAGAUGCACUGUUCAUGCUAAAUCCUAAUCUUUAUACGAUCACUGUAUUUAUAUUAUCUGUAUUUAAUCAGGCAUGUUAUUUAAGAGAAAAAUUGUAUUGUUCAUGUAACAGUUCAAACAUCUACUGAAGGAAACGGUGCAACGACAGAGCCUUAUUAAAUGGACUGAUCUUAUAGAUUAUAACUCUCUAAAGAACUGUCUGUUGAAAUGGAUCUAAUCUUUCAUCAUUUGUUUCUGUGGUUAGGUGUAACUUAUUUUCUGUAGAGAUAUUUAUACACCUUAUUUGCACAUUUUUUAAGUCUAAUUGCAUUAUCCCCUUGUGGUUUGGGAUGUUUUUGCGUUGUAGUUCAUCCGUUAGCACCAGAUGAUGGAAUAGAUGCUGUGUGUAUUUUGUUUGUGAAGAAAGUUAAGUUGUCCAAACUAUUGUUUUUAUUUGUUGCUCAAUAGAAAUAUGUACAAAAAGGUUUAAAUAAAAGCAGA